Molecule: messenger RNA, 9073 nt
Organism: Olea europaea var. sylvestris
Lineage: Eukaryota; Viridiplantae; Streptophyta; Magnoliopsida; Lamiales; Oleaceae
Product: COP1-interactive protein 1
Exons: 10
Coding region: 243-8504 (2753 amino acids)
Source: RefSeq, a predicted model, not a curated record
UUCUUUCUUCUUUCCCAAAUUUUGCCAACAAUACACCAAACGUAACCGCAGGCACAGCUGGGCCAAAUCCUACUCCCAUCCCUGUUACCAAAAAUUUCACCAAACACUGUUUCGGUGUUAGAUCUAAGAGACCCCACACACCUUCGAUUCUACGCCACCGUCCAAUCGCAGUUUUGAUGGCGAUCUGCUUGAUUCAACGGUGAUUGAGAGCUAUUGAACUGUUGAAUUGUAAAUUGGAUUGGAUGGACAAAAAUAAGAACCGCACCGAUCUGCUUGCUGCUGGACGUAAAAGGCUUCAACAGUUCAGGCAGAAGAAGGAUAAUAAAGGGAAUACUAGCAAAUCAUCAGGCAAAUCCUCUAAUUCUGGCCAUGAUGCGAGUACAAAUGCUCCCAGUGAACCGGUGCCAAAACCAAACAAAGUUGCAGUUAGAGAAAGAUCUGGGCAUGAUGCUGAAUAUCAUAUUCCUUUGUCAGAGUCCACUGAUGAUCUGUCAGCGAAGACUGGUAUAUUUGGAACCACAGAGUUGGUUGCAGGGACUGUCAAGUUCCCAUUAGAGGAUUCUGGAGUCGCUGAGACCAAGUGGGAUAAUAGUUCUGGUGAUGGACAUGAUGAUGUUGAUUUGUCAAUCGCACAUGGAGGUAGAUAUUCUUCUAUACAUCCUGAGGACGUGGAUCAUAAUAUGUCAGGAACUUUAGAUCUAGUUGUUCCCAAAGAGGAAUCUACAGAAUCCAGUAUAUCUUUGCCCAUUGGUUUUUCAUCCCACCCAGAGAAGAAGCAUGGGGAAGAGCAGGUAACAGAUGUAGGGGCUGUGCAGGAAGUUGGCACUUCUGGUGAGAUUCAAGUUAAUGCUGGCAGCGUGAUGCAGCUUGAAGGAGAAUCUAGACUUUCUUCAAAUGAGUUUGACGACGGUGCAGGUGGCCAUAUGGUGCCUGUUUCAGGGAGUGUCGAAGUGGCCGAAGUUACCCAGCUGGACACACAACGAGAGCCUGAUGAUUCUUCGUCAUCUGUUGUUGCUAUCAAUGAUGCUGAUGACGCUCAAGGGAGGCAUGUCACACAACCUUUACCUGAUUCAGAAGUAAUAUCAGCUACAAGUUCUGAGGUGAUUGGUCUGCGGAGAGAAGAUUUAUUAUCUGAUUCGUCGUUCAGAGAGAAGACAGAAAUGGUUUCUGUGUCAGGUGACUAUGCUGAAGGCACUCAAGUAAAUUUUGGUGAUAGUAAUGCAGAAAGAUCUUUUGAGUUCAAUACUAAUGUUGCUGAGAAGUCCAUAGGACAGAAGAAGGUGAAUUUGCCUUCUGGAUCUGAUGGAAGUUUAAUCAGCCUCUCCCAGUUAUCAGAUAUAUUACAAAGCCUUGAUGAAGAUGAAUUUAGGUUCUUGUUCAUGUCAAGAGAAUUAUCUUCUGAAACAUUAAGAAGUACAGACAACGUGAAGGUGCAUGAGCAUUUUUUUAAUGAUGCUUUUGAGCAGAUCAAAGAACAUUUAUAUCUGACAAGUUUUGCAAGGGAUGCAUUUCGCUUACAGAUCUCUGAACAUCAACAAUUUGCUGAUGAGAUAUCGAUGGCCAGUACAUCACUCAAUGAAGUUCAAGGGAAAAAUGAAGUGCUUGCCAAAGAACUUGCACAGUGUAGGUCUGAAGUUAAGGAACUUGUUUCUGGGAGGGAAGAGCUCCAAAAGCAGCUUCACUUUUCAAUAUUCGAGGUUGAAGAACUUUCUGCCAAAGUCAAUGAGUUGCAGAAUAAACUUGAAACAAACCAAGGAGACUUGUCAAUCCUGAAUUCAGAGUUGCUUGAUUCCAGGAAUUUGGUGGAAACUUUGCAGAUUAAAAAUGAAAACUUAAAUCAGAGUUCUAAUCUGAUGACCAAGGAGAAAAAUAAACUUCAAGAGGAGAAUGAGCACACUGUGCUUGAGAAUGAGAAAAUGGCUAGAGAGUUAGCUCAGUGCCAGGCUUCUUUGGAGUUGCUGCGAUCAGAAAUUAUAGACUUGACUGAAAAUCUGGCUUCACUUAGAGAAGAGAGGAGGAAGCUUGAGGAUGACAAGGAAUUUGUUGUUCAUGAGAAUGAAAAAUUGCUUGCUGACUUGUCCAAUUAUAAGAGGAUGGUUGAAGCUCUUCAGGUGGAAAACAAGAAUUUGAAUGAUGUCCUUCUAUCAGAACUGGAAAAGAGAAAGGUGCUCGAAGAUGAAAGAGAUUUUAUGCUGCAGGAGAAUGAGAAACUAUCAAAAGAGUUGAUGGACAGCAAAGAUUUGGUGGCUGCUCUUCAGGCAGACAUCUCCCACCUAAAUGGGGUUCUCACUUCCGUAACAGAGGAGAGAAACAAGCUUGAAGAAAAGAAGGAAACAAAAUUCAGUGAUAAUGAGAACCAACUGCACGAGUCAGCAGAACUCGAAACAUCAUUAUCAAGUCCACUGUCCCCACUUAAAGUGAGUAGGGAUGGUGAAAUUCUGAUAUCAGAGAAGGCUGCAUCUGAAUGCCAUGCAGAUAGACCAUCUCAGAAUGGACUGAAAAUGGACACAUAUGAUGAUUCUUUCGGGUUUGUCGUACUGAAAAGACACCUGGAGGAUGCUGGGAAUGUGAUGCAAAAACUUGAGAAGGCAAUUGAAGAAAUGCAUGUUCACUCAACCUCCUUGAGUGGGUCGAGUGGUAAAGUAGUUGGAUCUGGAGUAUCAAAACUUAUUCAAGCCUUUGAGUCAAAUAGUCACACUGACGAUGAUGAUUCAGAGGACCCCCCUUCUUCUGAAGACCAAACAACAGGAGAUCUAUACACUAUAGCUGAACGAGUAGCUCAAAAUCUGAGAGCACUGCUCAAGGAGUUAAUUCUGGAUGCCGAGAAUGCCAGUGAAUUCUGUAGGGGGAUGAAGGAGACUAAAUUGCUUGCUGCUGGGGCUGGUGCUGAGCUGAGGAGUGACUAUGAUUCUCUGAGGGAGCACGGUGAUCAUCUAGAAGAAGCAAACUUAGAGCUUAUGGUUCUAUAUGAAGCUACAAGGGAGCUUGUAUGUCACGCUGUUGCAAGAGAGGAUGAGCUUGUUAUUUUAUGUGAUGCCUUACAGAAACAAGAGCAUGCUCUGAAAUCAGAUAAUAAUGAGCUUCGAGAAAAGCUGGUUGACUUUCUGCCCAAAAUUAGUGAAUUAGAGAGACAAUUUGAUGAAACAUGUCAAAAUUCAAAUGAAAUGGUCACUUCUAUCUCCAAUCAAAUUAUAACACUCCAGAAAGAAGUAGUUGAAAGGGAAUCAGUACUGGAAGAAGAAUGGAGUUCUAAUGUUGCUCAGAUUCUUCAGAAAGUUGGUGAGUUGGAUGCUAGCAUUGAUCCACUUCGUUCCUCCACCUCAUUCGCAUUCAUAGAUAACAACCUGGAUGUUGUUAGCCGUGUUGCCAUUUGUGUGGAUUUUGCCACCCAACUGAUUGUAGGUCUGCAAGAUCAACUUGAAGCUUUGCACAAAGAUCAUCAAGCACUGUGGGAUGCCUACAACGAUAAGCAUGAGAAAUGUAAUACUCUGCUACGCAAGAAUGAAAUGACUACCAAUACAUUGAAUAGACUUUAUGAUGACCUCUGCAAACUUGUCGGUGAAGCAUCAGGAUACAAGGAUGAAACUGAAACUGUUUGGUCAAGAUGUGACUCGCAAGAUCUUUCACAUCCUGGUGUUUUUGACACCCUCUUGGAGCAACUGAACACGUUUCUUGGUGAGAGAAUGAAGCUUCAGUCUGCACAUAAUGAACUCAAUGCAGAGUUGACGAACAGAGCUAGAGACAUUGACAAACUGGAGAAAAGUUGUCUUCAGUCUGAUGCUAUUUUGAAGUUAGUUGAAGAUAUUGAACAAUCAGUCAGGCCGGAGGGGAUUGAAAUUUCCUCAGAUGAACCUGCCUCACGUCUAGAGUCUCUCAUCCGUUUACUAAUUACAAGAUAUAAAGAGGCUGCUGGGAGUUUAAGCAUGUCAAGAGAGGAGACUUCUUCUUGGAAAAUGCAAUUAAGUGAUUUGCAGGCACAAAUUGAACACUUGAAUUUCAUUCUUGUGCAACAUGAAAAUGAAAAUAUUGUUUUCAAGCAAAGUUUGAGAAGUGCUGAAGAGGAUGUAGUUACCCUUACUUUCAAACUACAAGAGAAAGCUGCUGAACUUGAACAGUCAGAUCAGCGGGUGUCAUCCAUUAGAGAGAAACUAAGUAUUGCUGUUACAAAGGGGAAGGGUCUGAUUUCACAGCGUGACGGUCUUAAGCAAUCCCUAGCUGAGACAUCCAAAGAGCUGGAGAAACGUUCUCAGGAGCUGCUAGUGAAAGACACCAGGCUUCAUGAACUUGAAACAAAACUAAAGGCCUAUUCGGAGGCUGGUGAACGCAUGGAAGCUCUGGAAUCUGAGCUCUCGUACAUUCGCAACUCUGCUACUGUAUUAAGAGAAUCGUUUCUUCUUAAAGAUUCUGUUCUUCAGAGGAUAGAAGAGAUUCUUGAAGAUCUAGAGCUGCCUGAGGACUUCCAUUGCCGAGAUAUCAUUGAAAAGAUUGAUUGGUUAGCAAAAUCUGUUACAGGGAACUCUUUGCCUCUUCCUGGUCGGGAACCGAGAAGCUCAGUGGGAGGAGGAUCAUACUUUGAUGCUGAAUUUGGUGAUGUGGAUGGCUUGAAGGAUAACACAAAGCCCAAUCCAAAUUCCAGUGAUGACGUAAGAAGAAGAUUUGAGGAAUUGCAGAGCAAAUUUUAUGGGUUGGCCGAGCAAAAUGAGAUGCUUGAACAAUCAUUGAUGGAGAGGAACAAUCUUGUGCAGCAGUGGGAAGAAAUUUUGGACAGGGUAGAUAUGCCUUCUCAGUUGCGGUCCAUGGAACCUGAUGAUAAGAUUCAGUGGUUGGAAAGUGCAUUAUCAGAGGCUCGGAACCAGCGUUAUUCCCUCCAGCAGAAGAUUGAAAACCUUGAAACAUCUUGUGAGUCCCUAACUGCAGACCUAGUGGAUACACAAAGAAGAAUGUUCGAGCUAGAUUCAGCUCUUCAGCAGGCUAGCAGAGAGAAAGAAAUUCUUACAACGAAUCUGGAGAUUCUUGCUCAUGAUUAUGACGAAAUCUCAGAGAAAGCUGCUGGUUUUGAAGUAAACAACAGAAACCUUAAUAAUGAAUUAAGUUUGUUGCAAGAGAAACUGGAACAGAAGCUCAGGUUUGAAGAAGAUGUUCGUCUUGUUGAGGCUGCUAUAAGCAGACUGCAGGGUUUGGUUAAGGACGUUCUUCAGGAUUCUGGUAUAGGUGAUGUGGUAUUUGGUCAGGAUGGUAUCAAAUGUUUUGAAGCACUGGUGAUGAAGGUUAUAUCAGCUUUUCAGCAGGCUAGCAGAGACAAAGAAAUUCUUUCGAAGGACUUGGAGAUUCUUACUCAUGAUUAUGAUGAAAUCUCAAAGAAAGCUGCUGGUUUUGAAAUAAACAAUGGAAACCUUAAUAAUGAACUAAGUUUAUUGCAAGAGAAACUGGAACAGAAGCAAGGGCUUGAAGAUGAUAUUCGUCUCGUUGAGGCUACUAUAAGAAGACUGCAGGAUUUUGUUAAGGAUGUUCUUCAGGAUUCUGGUACAGAAGAUGUGGUAUUUUGUCAGGAUGGUACUGAGUAUUUCGAAGCACUGGUGAUGAAGCUUGUAGAAGGAUAUAAAACACUUAUGUCAGGGAAACAUAGUAAUGGUGACUCGGCUGACGCACACAUUAGUGAAAAAGUUGAGCUCACUCACAUUCCAAGAAAUGCUGAUGAGCAGGAUGUAGUGGUUAUGGGCAAAAAACUGGAGGAUUGUAUGGGUGAAUUGAUAUUUUUGAAGCAACAGAAAGAUGAAUGCGUGCAGAAUAAUCAAUCUUUAGUCCAUGAUCUUGAAGCACUAGAAAUUAAAAAGAAUGAACUGCAAGAGCUGCUUAAUCAGGAGGAACAGAAGUCAGCUUCUUUCAGAGAGAAGCUAAAUGUUGCUGUUCGAAAAGGAAAGUCCUUGGUUCAACAGCGGGAUGGCAUGAAGCAAGUGAUUGAAGAGCUAACAGCUGAGGUGGAGCGCCUGAAAUCCGAGAUCAAGCUUAACAAAAAUGUUGUUCUUGAGUAUGACCAAAGGAUCAAGGACUUGUCUGUGAACCAAGAAAGGGUGCAAGAUUUAGAAUCUGAGAAUAUGUUCCUUAAAGACCGUGUAUGCUAUUUGCAAGAGAAAGAGAGUAGCUUGAGCAUGAUUUUAGACACUUUGGGCAAUAUUGAUGUUGAUCUUGCACGCAAUAUUGGCAAUCCAGUUGAGAAGCUGAAAGAAAUUGGGAAACACUGCCAUGGUCUGCAGACAGCUCUGGGUUCUACUGAACAAGAAUCAAGGAAAUCAAAAAGAGCAGCCGAGCUACUGCUGGCAGAGUUGAAUGAAGUUCAAGAAAGAAAUGAUGUCCUUCAAGAGGAGCUAGAAAAAGCUUCCGGUGAGCUCUCAGAACUUUCCAAGGAAAAGGAUUUAGCUGAAGCAGCCAAACAUGAAGCUCUAGUACACAUUGAAAAGCUGUCUGAUAUCCAUGCUGAGGAAAAGGACAGACAGCUAGCUGAAGUCACGGUGAUAAAAUCUGUCAUGGAUCAAUUGAGGGAGGAGCUUUUUACCAUUGACAAUGUAUUGGGGGAUGUUCUCUCCAAGGACUUGGAAGUUUUGCAGAAUACAGAAGCCAGUAUGAAAUCGUUUCUGGAACUAGGUGAUGAGCCUGACUUGAGUGAUCUAUUUAGUUCCCAUGGUAGCAUCAUUUCAGUAAAACCAGAAAAGAAGGUUUUAAUGCCAGAAAUUGGUGCUCUCAAGGAGCGAUUGUCCAAUCAUCAACAUUUGCUACACAAAGAAGCGUGUCGUUUAUCUGAAGUAGCAAAGACUGUUCGUACAGAAAUUUCUUCUCAGAAACAGUCUCUUGAAGCAAUGAAGAGAAGUGUUGAACAGUUAGAAUCCAUUGAGAAAGAGAGGGGUUCUGAAUUAUUUACUAUGCGUAGAAACGUUUCCUUGAUUUAUGAAGCCUUUAACAUUGUGAUUUUUGAAAUCGAAAAUAGGAAGACCCAUAUGGUUGGAAAUGAUUUGUCCCUUGGAGCUCUGGAAACAAAGUUAAAGUCUCUAGCGUCUGUUGGAGGAGGUGAUCUUACCAGUGAUGCCCACACUUUUCAUGAGGAAGGCAUCAGGACCAUCCGAGACAAAUUAUUAUUGGUUAUGAAGGAUUUCAUAAGCAUGCAAACUGAUAUUCUGGAAGUUAGACAGAAGGAGAUGAAGGAAACAAUAUUCAAUUUACAGAAAGAACUUCAGGGGAAGGACAUCGAGAAAGACAGAAUUUGUAUGGAGCUUGUUAAUCAAAUAAAGGUAGCUGAAGCUAAGGCAAGGAAUCAUUUAGAAGACCUACAGUCUGUGAGGGCUCAGCUACAUGAUUUACAAAAACAGGUGGAUGUGAAGGAAGUGGAGCACAAGGAAUUGGAACAGAGAAUGAAAGAAUCAAAAGAUCUGGAAGCCACGUCUGAGGCCUUGCAGCAGAAAGUUAAAUCUCUAUCGGAGGUGCUAGCUGCGAAAGAACAAGAAAAUGAGGCAAUGAUGCAAGCACUUGAUGAGGAGGAGGCUCAAAUGGAGAACCUGACAAACAGGAUUGGCGAGCUGGAAAGAGAAUUGCAACAGAAGAACAAACAAUUAGAAAACCUUGAAGUUUCUCGUGGGAAGGCUUUGAAGAAGCUUUCGGUCACAGUGAGCAAGUUUGAUGAACUUCAUUAUUUGUCUGAAAGUCUCCUUUCUGAAGUUGAGAAGCUUCAGUCACAAUUGCAAGAGCGGGAUAGAGAGAUAUCUUUCCUUAGGCAAGAGGUUACAAGGUGCACUAAUGAUGCACUAUCUGCAACCCAAAUGAGCAAGAGAAGGAGCUCUGAUGAAAUUCAUGAUUUCCUGACAUGGUUAGAUACACUGAUUACUCCGGUGCAGGUGAAUGAUCUAGGUUCUGAUAGUAUGAAAGUUGAUCAGGUUAACGAAUAUAAAGAGAGACUACAGAACCAGAUAGUGGCUUUUGUGACCGAAUUGGAGAAUCUUCGUGCGGUGACCCAGAACAGUGAUAUGCUGUUGCAAGAAGCAAGGGGUAAGGUGGAAGAGUUGACACGAAAAGAACAUCAUCUUAAGAAUUCAUUGCAUGAAAAGGAGUCUCAAUUAACUAUGCUUCAAGGUGCCGGAGAGUCUGGACAAGUAUCAAGUGCUAUGUCGGAUAUCAUGGAAGUUGAACAAGUGACAAACAAAUGGACAGCUCCUGCUACCAUUGCAUCAUCGCAAGUUCGUAGUUUGCGGAAAACUAAUAGUGAUCACGUUGCCAUGGCUAUAGACAUUGAUCCAAGUAGUGACAGGUUGGAUGAGGAUGAUGACGAUAAAGCUCAUGGGUUCAAGUCGCUCACUACAUCAAGACUUGUUCCCCAAUUUACGAGACCAGUAACCAAUAUGGUUGAUGGUUUGUGGAUGUCAUGUGAUCGGGCACUAAUGCGACAACCUGCUUUGCGACUUGGUGUCAUAAUCUAUUGGGCUUUGUUGCAUGCUCUUCUUGCAACUUAUGUUGUUUGAGAAUCUGACCGAGUGGUCACCUUUUGGGGAAAAAAUAGAACGUCCUGAUGCAAGCUAGGAAUGGAGUUGCAGCCAUUAUUGUGCCGGAGAUAGGUCUAUAAGUUUGUAUUACAUAAUCAUCGAGUUCAUUAUUCUAGGUUGUUCAAUUCAUUGUUUGCCAACCUGGAAACUGUGAUUUUUCUCUUUUAUUAUGCAAUCACAGAUUUCUUGGUUGUCGUCAAUAAGGAAAAAUGCAUUAUACAGGAUAUAGAUUGAGAAAUGGUUUAACAAAUCAAGUUUGUAGGUCUAUUGCAGUCUAUAGAAGAUUAAAUAUUGGAGGUUGCUUUGCUAAAGUAUAGUACCAGUGUACCACAGUUGUUUUAUCCUCGAUGUUAGUUUUAGAUACAAAUGUUACCAAUAUUCGGAGGAGUUUGUCAAUGCAAGACUAUUAGAACAGAAUGUCAUCAGGACUGGUUUCUCCACCAACUGAAAUUUGAUGCUUAUGUUCUGAAACCUGGAAAUUGUACAUGUCUUUUAAAAUCGUCUUGCUUCGUUCUUAUUCGAUUUAGAUUUAUCAUAAUUAUUCAUUA